UGUCUCUGUGUGGUGGACCCUCCUGAUAUGAAAUUGAGAAGACCUCACCCUACCAGUCUACCACCCUGACAUAUAAUUGCACCCACAUUCACACACCCAUCUCUCUGUCUCUCUCUCUCCCUAGUCUUCUACUCUACAUUCACGUUAUCUGCAAUGAUCCCCAAAACCCAGGAAGCAUUGAAGAAUGAAGCAAUAGAUAGGAGUUCAGUCACAGUUAAAUCACAAACACCCACCAUAGAUCUCAAUGUGUACCAGUGAACGAAGUGCUUUUACUACAUGAGCGCCUGCUCCAAGGCACCCCGCUUAAAGAAAAGUUGGUUCAGAGAAGAGAAAAGAUGGGGGGGUGGAGAGAGUGAGUGCAGAGAGAAAGUGGAGAGUUGUUUCUCUUUCUCUGUCUCGUUGUGCUGUCUCUGUGGUGGUGACAGGCACAGCCAAAUGAGCUAACUAGGCUGAGUUGUUGCGACUUGGGACUUGGGGAGUUGGAUAAGGAUACGGAACUCUGAGGAGUUUUGUCAGACCAAUAAUUUCUGUUUACCUUUCCAAUCAAAAACUCUGGUUUUUGGAAAAAAUUGGGAGGAACCUUUUCUCGAGAAGUAUCUGGAUACAGAAGGGUUUCCAAAGGAGGAGAAAGAAGUGGUGUUCGGGGUUGAUCAAUGGGCUCCUUGGCCUAUUAUUCUUGAUAUUCUUGCUCCUUUCUUUCUUCUUCUUCUUUUAUUUAUUGUUCAUAGAUUUUUGUAUUAAACUCACCUUCCGGUGACCAUUUCUCCGAUGACCAUUUCUAAGUGGAGGGGUUGGAAAGAGUAGAAAACUGAGAUUCUUAUUAAAAAAACCUAAUUACCCUUACUUUUCUGGCAAUGAUGGCUACCCAAAAAAAACACAUCUCAUAUUCAUAAACAUCUAUUGUUGUUGUCUUUUUCUCAUUGAUUUCUGCAGAGUACCAUUUUUAGACCCUCGAAGUCUGUGAGCUUGUUUGGAGGUUUCCAGAGCCGCGGAAAAGGGUUUUCACAGCUUCUCUUUCUUAACUUCUGAUUGGUUUUUAUUCUUGAGAUAAUUUUGAAACACUGGUUCUUUUUGGAGGGUAUUGAAACAAAGGCAAGGAAGUGAUUCUGUUGCUCAGUCCUAUCUCUUUUCUCUCUCCUCUCUCUGCGCACCCAUUUCAAUUUUGUGGGGUUUGGAGCAAUCAGCCAUGGCUAAUAGGCAUGCUGCCAUAGGGAAUAGCAGUGGUGGUGGGGGUAGAUCAAUGAGAGAUGAAGAUUUUGAUGAAGAAGAUGUGUGGGCUGUUGUGAAGGACAGAGAAGAUUCAAGUCCUAUAAUGAGGAAAUCCAAGGAUUACUCCUCUGGUUCUUCAUCUUCUUCUUCGUCUUCUGCAUGGCGCCUACCCACUGCUCCAAGAGGGAUCAGAAGAGGCAACAACACUCCUUCCCAUGAAGCCAAGCUGGUUCAACACUCAUCAGCUCCAAUGAACAUCCCUGACUGGUCAAAGAUUUACAGAAAGAACUCAAGGGCUAUGCCAUGGGUUGAUGGUGUGGAAGAUGUCAAUGAUGCUGGCAACACUCAUCAAAUAUGUGUUGUUGAUGAUGAUGAUGAUGAUGAUGGAGAUGAUGACAUAGUCCCUCCACAUGAAUGGAUUGCUAGGAAGCUUGCAAGCAGUCAGAUUUCGUCCUUCUCUGUCUGUGAAGGGGUUGGAAGGACACUCAAAGGAAGAGAUCUCAGCAAAGUGAGGAAUGCUGUUCUGACAAAAACUGGGUUCUUAGAGUAGUGUCUUUUAUCAGCCCAGCACCCACCUCCACCACCAUCGUUCUCUGUUCUGUUCCUAUGUAAUCUUUUUCAAUUUCUUUUUCACAUUCAGCUUUACUGUUAGUCAGGUGGGGUGGUGGACCUAGGAUUAGAACAGAGUCUCUCUAAAAGCAGUCACAACUGCCUUUUCUUGGUGCUGUUUGGAAAUAGUGAAAAAAAAAUGAAGAACAGCCUCAGAGAUUUUUGUCUGUUAGGACUUGUGUUUUGGUUGGGUUGAUUGGAAAUUGCACCUAUGUAAGUGAAACUGGGGAUAUGAAAAAAGUAAUUGGUUAAUCUUCA
This is a messenger RNA of Vitis vinifera (wine grape), 2076 nucleotides long. RefSeq names its product protein S40-6. NCBI's taxonomy places the organism in Eukaryota, Viridiplantae, Streptophyta, Magnoliopsida, Vitales, Vitaceae. The transcript is spliced from 2 exons. Bases 1187 to 1759 code for a protein of 190 amino acids. The record is from RefSeq and is a predicted model, not a curated record.